CAUCCAUGCUUCAUUCAGCCAGUGUGAAUUAUACGAAACAGUCCUCAACUGUAACUUCUCUCCUGUUUUAAGUUUCGUUUGUGGAAUACAUUUUAAAGUUUGCAAGAUGUGCGGUAUAUGGGCGUUAUUCGGCAGCGAUGAAUGCCUGUCGGUCCAGUGCACCAGCGCGAUGAAGAUCGCGCAUCGUGGACCAGACGCGUUCCGCUUUGAGAACGUCAACGGUUACACCAACUGCUGCUUCGGAUUCCAUCGGCUGGCCAUCGUGGACCAGCUGUAUGGCAUGCAGCCGCUGCGCAUCAAGAAGUUUCCCUACCUGUGGCUCUGCUACAACGGCGAGAUCUACAACUACCUCAGACUGAAGAAGGUGUUUGAGUUUGAGCACCAGACAAAGGUGGAUGGGGAGAUCCUGCUGCACCUGUACGAUCGCUUCGGCAUCGAGAAGAUGGCGUCUCUGCUGGACGGCGUGUUUGCCUUCGUGCUGCUGGACACUGCGGACAGGAAGGUGUUCAUAGGCAGAGACACGUAUGGCGUCAGGCCCAUGUUCAAACUGCUCACUGAUGACGGAUUCCUCGCAGUCUGCUCCGAGGCCAAAGGGCUCACUCAGAUCAGCCACUCCAUGGAGUCCCAGGUGAGCGUGGUGGCUUUCCCUCCCGGUCACUUCGAGGCGUUCAACCUGAAGCCCUCUGGGAAGGUGGAGUCCAUCCAGAUGGACCGCUUCCACAGCUGCCUGGAUGAGCCGGCUCACGCCGCCUACGACUCUGUCGAGAAACUCCCCUCAGGCUUCCAGAUGGAUGUGGUGAAGAGGAACAUCAGGACGCUGUUUGAGAGCGCCGUCAAGAAACGUCUCAUGGCCCACAGGAGGAUCGGCUGCCUCCUCUCAGGUGGGCUGGACUCCAGCCUGGUCGCUGCUACGCUGGUGAAGUUGGCCAAGCAGGAGGAGCUGAAGUACCCCAUCCAGACGUUUGCCAUCGGGGCCGAGGACAGUCCCGACAUCCAGGCCGCACGCAAGGUGGCUGCGUACAUCGGCAGUGAACACCACGAGGUGUCCUUCACCCCUGAGGAGGGCAUCAAGGCCGUAGAGGAGGUCAUCAUCCACCUGGAGUGUUAUGACAUCACCACGAUCCGCGCCUCUGUAGGCAUGUACCUGGUGUCUAAGUUCAUCCGGGAGAAGACGGACAGUGUGGUCAUCUUUUCUGGGGAGGGGUCUGAUGAGCUCACGCAGGGAUACAUCUACUUCCACAAGGCUCCCACCCCUAAAGCAGCGCAUGAGGAGUGUGUGCGCCUAUUGAAGGAACUCUACCUGUUUGACGUGCUGAGGGCAGAUCGCACCACUGCUGCUCAUGGGUUGGAGCUGCGCGUGCCCUUCCUGGACCACAGAUUCACGGCGUACUACCUGUCCUUGCCUGAGGAGAUGAGGGUUCCCAAGGACGGCGUGGAGAAGUUCCUCCUGCGCGACGCGUUUGCAGGUGAGGACCUUAUCCCUGACGAGGUGCUGUGGAGGCGCAAAGAGGCGUUCAGCGACGGAAUCAUGUCCGUCAAGAAGUCCUGGUACACCAGCCUACAGGAGCACAUCGAGUCUGAGGUGAAUGACUCGGAUCUGGAGAGAGCUGCUCAUACCUUCCCGUUCAACCCCCCCAAGACCAAAGAGGCGUUCUACUUCCGGCGGGUCUUUGAGAAGCACUACCCAGGGCGCUGUGAGUGGACCCCGCACUACUGGAUGCCCCGAUGGAUCAACGCCAGCGACCCCUCCGCCAGAACCCUGUCCAUUUACAAACCUGACAAGGACGAGUAGAACCGCUCUGCUAGAACCCUGUCCAUUCAAUAACGUGACCAGGAGAAGUAGAACCGCUCUGCUAGAACCCUGUCCAUUCAAUAACGUGAC
Alosa alosa (allis shad) is the source of this 1882-nucleotide messenger RNA. RefSeq names its product asparagine synthetase (gene asns). Gene Ontology annotation, molecular function: asparagine synthase (glutamine-hydrolyzing) activity. Bases 107 to 1792 code for a protein of 561 amino acids. The record is from RefSeq and is a predicted model, not a curated record. NCBI's taxonomy places the organism in Eukaryota, Metazoa, Chordata, Actinopteri, Clupeiformes, Clupeidae. Gene Ontology annotation, cellular component: cytosol. The transcript has 12 exons.